CGGUUGUUGACGUUUAGUUCACGAUUUGCAGUCAUUGUAUUUCCGUAAUCUGAGUUCUUUUCUGAUUUUCGUGUGCUUAUUCAUUAAUUCCUGCAUUGACGGUUCAAUCCGGUUACAAAAUGAGCUCUACCGGACGCGAGGGACACUCUGCCGGAAUGCAGAUGUCCACCUCAAGCACGGUUCUGAGCCUGGCGGAGAAGCAAAAGUACAUCGAAGAUUACGACUUUCCGUAUUGCGACGAAUCUAGUAAGUACGAGAAAGUGGCGAAAAUCGGCCAAGGAACUUUUGGCGAGGUGUUUAAAGCACGCGAAAAGAAAUCGAACAAAAAAUUUGUCGCCAUGAAGAAAGUUCUGAUGGAUAACGAGAAAGAGGGAUUUCCCAUCACUGCCUUACGGGAGAUCCGCAUCUUGCAAUUACUGAAGCACGAGAAUGUAGUCAACCUAAUCGAGAUUUGUCGAACCAAAGCCACAGCAAAUAAUCGAUACCGAUCAACAUUCUAUCUUGUGUUCGAUUUUUGCGAGCACGAUCUAGCGGGACUGCUGUCCAACAUCAAUGUGAAGUUUAGCCUGGGUGAAAUCAAGAAGGUUAUGCAGCAGCUUCUCAAUGGAUUAUAUUACAUUCACAGCAAUAAGAUCUUGCAUCGUGAUAUGAAAGCUGCCAAUGUACUUAUCACUAAGAACGGUAUACUAAAGCUAGCAGAUUUUGGGCUGGCUCGAGCUUUCAGCAUUACCAAAAAUGGCCAAGCAAAUCGUUACACUAAUCGAGUAGUUACACUGUGGUACCGACCACCGGAAUUAUUGCUGGGUGACCGAAAUUAUGGUCCUCCAGUCGAUAUGUGGGGUGCUGGUUGUAUAAUGGCGGAAAUGUGGACACGUUCACCCAUCAUGCAAGGAGCCACUGAACAGCAGCAGCUGAUUUUCAUCUCGCAAUUGUGUGGCUCAUUUACACCAGAGGUUUGGCCAGGAGUCGAGAGCUUGGAACUGUAUCAAAAAAUGGAAUUGCCCCAGGGGCACAAGCGUAAAGUGCGCGAUCGAUUGCGGCCAUAUGUCAAAGACACCAACGGUGUUGAUUUGCUAGAUAAGCUGCUAAUAUUAGAUCCAAAGGAGCGAAUUGAUGCUGAUUCUGCUCUCAACCAUGACUUUUUCUGGACUGAUCCGAUGCCUUGCGAUCUGAGCAAAAUGCUGUCGCAACAUACGCAAAGUAUGUUUGAGUAUUUGACACCACCCAGAAGACCCGGCCCGGUACGGCAGUAUACGCAGCAGAUGGUCAACACAAUGCAGGCGCGACCACAGGAUAACAGCUAUCAAGAUAGGGUUUAUUAAGGUGGUUUAGAUGACUUCCGUUCAGCCGACUGAAUAUAUUGCCCGCGUUUCCGUAGGCGUUAAACGUUAUUUCUCAUUACAUUGAACUGUACACAUAAUUUUCGAGUUUCUAUAAAUAUUAUUCAUCAUUA
Messenger RNA from Wyeomyia smithii (pitcher-plant mosquito), 1453 nucleotides. RefSeq names its product cyclin-dependent kinase 9 (gene Cdk9). The record is from RefSeq and is a predicted model, not a curated record. Gene Ontology annotation, biological process: protein phosphorylation. Gene Ontology annotation, molecular function: cyclin-dependent protein serine/threonine kinase activity; ATP binding. Gene Ontology annotation, cellular component: nucleus. The coding region runs from base 120 to 1322 and encodes 400 amino acids. Lineage: Eukaryota; Metazoa; Arthropoda; Insecta; Diptera; Culicidae. The transcript is spliced from 3 exons.